This is a messenger RNA of Diabrotica balteata, 7199 nucleotides long. Lineage: Eukaryota; Metazoa; Arthropoda; Insecta; Coleoptera; Chrysomelidae. The record is from the annotation of a GenBank genome assembly.
AGUUGCAAAACGCUAAUGAGAACCAAUUGAUCUCUUUCAUUUUAUUCUCUAAUUAAUAGUUGAUAACAACUGGGGUCAGAUGAUAAGUUUUUAAUACAUAUAAACAUCAAGAACAUCGAUGCGAACCAGUAUUCUGCUGAGCAAAAGUUGAAGUGGUCAAAACUGGAAGAAUAAACUGUAAACAUGAAGAUUCCCUUUCUGUUUGUAACAGUACUGGGAUGUUCGCUGGCUGUUCCUAACGGUUACUACCAUCAGGAGUACAACUAUAAGACAUCACAAUCAUCGUACAAAAACAAUGAACUGCAACAUAAGACUGAUGAUCAAGGUUAUUACAAAAAAGACGGUGAUUUAGAAAACAGAUAUAAGCCUAUCGAAGAUUCAAACAGUGAGCAUUCAGAAUAUAUAAACCCAAAACUGCAAAACGGCCAGUAUGGAUUGGACACAAACUCCUAUGGUAACAUGAGAGCUGACGGAACCUACGGAUAUGGCAACCAAAACAGCAUGGGUGUCGAAGGUCUCGCCAGAUCCGAUAGGAUCUAUGGCAGUCAAGCUGGAUAUUCUACUGGUUACGGUACCAGCUAUGGAAGCAGCAACAGUCACAGCUACAACACAAACUCCAACCUUAGAAUGUUGACGUCUCGUCUUCAACAAGAAUUGGAGAGGGAUUUGCGAGAAGCUGUUCGUCAAAACAGCGCCUAUUCCCAAACUAGGAUAGAUAUGUCUGAACUUGAAAGAGAGCUAAGGCGGAAUUUAACGGAGAGGUUAAACAACGAACUGAAUCUUAAAUAUGGUCAACAAAUUGUCCGCAGUGGCAUGUCCUAUUCCAUGAGUGGAGGAAGGUUACAACCAACUGCUAACUACGACAACCAAGAACUUGUAGACCUGAAGAGCCAGAUAGAAAACUCGUUGCUCAAUCAAUUGCGCACCCAAUAUAGCCAAUACAGCCAACACAGCUACGGUAGUUCAAGCGCUUACCAACACAAUGGAGGUGCUUACGUUUACCCCGUAACACAGAGACCAGUAUACUACACCACAACCUACAGGCCAAUUUAUCCAACCUUGACAUCUGAAAGAUACGUCGACACCCACAGUCAACAAUAUAACGCUGUUAAGACACGAUACACUCCAAUUUCUAAUCCUGAAAGUCUAACAACGAUUGCUUCAAGAGUCCAAAGUCAAUUGGACGCAAAUCUCAACAACGUACUUGACGAAACACGUAGAACCCACUUUUCAUCAAGUCAACAGUACUCGUUGACUAACCCUGAUGUUCUUCUUGAAAGAUUAAGGAACGAACUGAGGAACAACAUCACCUAUCAAUUAGAUGACAUGAUCAGUAAGAACUACGGAUCGCAGACACAAAAAGACGGAUAUUUGUACUCUGUCGCAUCCAACGGAGCGAUAUCCACAGAUUACAAUUACGGUUUGAGAGAUAUGGAAAAUUUGAAGGAACAGAUACAAAGAAAUUUGAUUAAUAAAUUGGAAAGGGACUUUGAAUCUUACAGAAAGAGCUGGUCUUCCUCUUCCUCUUACAACAGCCAGUCCAGCUACGGUAACAGCUACGGUUCAGCUCAACCGGCUUAUUACGAACCAGGAGUCAAGACCGGAUAUAACUCAGGCAGCGGAUACAAUUCAGCCAGUAGAUACAACUCAGGCAGCGCAUAUAACACAGCAAGUCAACAUAAUUCAGCCAGCGGAUAUAAUUCAGGUGGCACCACCUACAGCAGCGGAAACAUGGCGGACUUGCAGAGACAACUUCAAGCUGAUCUGUCGAGACAGCUUAAUCAAGCGUUAAACCAAGAAUCGCACAGUUCAUACAGCUAUACUCCUCAAAAUUACCAGUCUUCCCUCCAAGAUCUCUCUGAUCAAUUGAAUAGGAACCUUACAAAGCAUUUACAAGAAUAUAGUGCCAGUGGAUCCUAUGCAGCCUACGGAAACUUCGACAGAUCCCAAAUGGCAGAUCUUAGAGCUAAACUGGAAGAAUCUCUGAUGAACCAAUUGCGACAAGGACUACAACAAUCAUUCCAGACUCACAGUUCGUACAGUUCAAGUAGCAGCAGUAGUAGCAGUAGUAGCAACUCCGGUGGCUACAGACCAGUAAGAGGAUCGAAUUACCAGAUGGGAAGUUACGGUUCAGAUGGAACAUGUUGUCAAGAUGACCGGAGAUUUAAACGAUCCCCACAACAGCAACAACAACCACAAGAUAUCGGCUGGAAACCACAGGGUAGCCAAGUUCCACCUCUACCAAAACCUGCACCAUCUAAGUCAAGAAGUAAACGUGGAUUUGGAUUCGGCGAUGGUUUUUUAAAAGUGAAGGCAGAUCUAGAACAGGGACACAAAGAUUUAACUAAAAAAGCUGAACAAGUAGGUGAAGGAAUUGCAGAUAUAAGUCACAAGGUGUUCGGCUGGAAACCAUUUGAAAACAACGGUCGUUUUCGUAAUUUACAUGAUAAUGGAAGAAGGCCGUGGAACCGCAGACCUGAUAAUGGGGAUCAACAACAAAUAGAAGAUAUAGGACAACAGGUACAAAUUGGUCAACAGCAGGAAACUGAUGAAGACUUGGGUCAGCAUCAAGAACAAGGAAGUAGAUAUAGUAAAAUUACUAAAAUCACACAUAUUGGUCAGCACGCCGAGAAUCUCGAUCAAGAACAAGUUGAGGAUCUUGGCCAACAGCAAGUAGAAUUAGGACAAAGCCAAGUCGAUCUUGGUCAACAAUUAGAAGAGAAUGAAGACUUUAGACAACAUCAAAUUCAAAGAAACAAAUACCGUACAGUUACAAAAAUUAUUAGAGGCAAAUCACAGUCAGAAAUUGGUCAACAAACUGAGGACCUUGGUCAACAAACUGAGGACCUCGGUCAACAAACUGAGGACCUCGGUCAACAAUUAGAAGGUGGAGAAGACCUUGGUCACCAAGGAACCAGAUAUAGUAAAAUUACCAAAAUCACACAUAUAGGUCAGCAUGCAGAACUCGGUCAAAAACAAAUAGAGGAUCUUGGUCAGCAACAAGUAGAAUUAGGACAAAGCCAAGUAGAUCUUGGUCAACAAUUAGAAGACAAUGAGGACUUUAGUCAACAUCAAAUUCAAAGAAACAAAUACCGUACAGUUACAAAAAUUAUUAGAGGCAAAUCACAGUCAGAAAUUGGUCAACAAACUGAGGACCUUGGUCAACAAACUGAGGACCUCGGUCAACAAACUGAAGACCUCGGUCAACAAUUAGAAGGUGGAGAAGACCUUGGUCGCCAAGGAACCAGAUAUAGUAAAAUUACCAAAAUAACACAUGUAGGUCAGCAUGCAGAACUCGGUCAAAAACAAAUAGAGGAUCUUGGUCAGCAACAAGUAGAAUUAGGACAAAGCCAAGUAGAUCUUGGUCAACAAUUAGAAGACAAUGAAGACUUUAGUCAACAUCAAAUUCAAAGAAACAAAUACCGUACAGUUACAAAAAUUAUUAGAGGCAAACCACAGUCAGAAAUUGGUCAACAAACUGAGGACCUUGGUCAACAAACUGAGGACCUCGGUCAACAAACUGAAGACCUCGGUCAACAAUUAGAAGGUGGAGAAGACCUUGGUCGCCAAGGAACCAGAUAUAGUAAAAUUACCAAAAUAACACAUAUAGGUCAGCAUGCAGAACUCGGGCAAGAACAAGUAGAGGAUCUUGGUCAGCGACAAGUAGAAUUAGGACAAAGCCAAGUCGACCUUGGUCAACAAUUAGAAGACAAUGACGACUUUAGUCAACAUCAAAUUCAAAGAAACAAAUACCGUACAGUUACAAAAAUUAUUAGAGGCAAAUCACAGUCAGAAAUUGGUCAACAAACUGAGGACCUUGGUCAACAAUUAGAAAAUGAUGAUGACCUUGGUCACCAAGGAACCAGAUAUAGUAAAAUUACCAAAAUCACACAUGUAGGUCAACACACUCAAAAUCUCGGUCAAAAGCAAGUCGAAGACCUCGGCCAAUUAUUAGACACUGACGAAGAUCUUAAUCAACAUCAAAUUCACGGAACUGGAUAUAGUAAAAUUACAAAGAUUAUUCGUGGAAGCACACAUUUGGUAGAUGGCCAGCAGGUAGAAGAUCUAGGUCAGCAAGUAGAAGACGACGAAGAUAUCGGACAACAGCGUAUCAACGGACAUACAUAUACUAAAAUUACAAAGAUUGUUAAUGGCCAAAUUCAAUCACAGCAACAAGAAGACCAACAACAGCAACAAGUAGAAGAUAUUGGUCAAAAAAUUGAAAACGUUCUACACAGAGUAACGGGAGGAAAGCUGCAUUUAAAACCUGUAGAUCAGGUACAGCAAGUAGAAGACCUUAAUCAACAGCAAGAGACAGAUUCCGACCAACAGCAAGUAGAUCAUUUAGAUUUUGGACAAAAAAUUGAAAAUGUACUAAGCAAGGUAACUGGAGGAAAACUACAUUUAAAACCUUUAGAUCAAGGGCAGAAAGUAGAAGACCUUAGUCAACAGCAACAGAAAGAUUUAAAUGAACAACAAAUAGAGAAUUUAGAUAUUGGUCAAAAAAUUGAAAAUGUUCUACAUAAAGUAACUGGAGGAAAGCUGCAUUUAAAACCUUUAGAUCAAGGGCAGAAUGUAGAAGACCUUAGUCAACAGCAACAGACAGAUUUAGAUGAACAACAAAUAGAGCAUUUAGAUAUUGGUCAAAAAAUUGAAAAUGUUCUACAUAAAGUAACUGGAGGAAAGCUACAUUUAAAACCUUUAAAUCAGGGACAGCAAGUAGAAGACCUUAAUCAACAGAAACAAUCAGACUUAGAUCAACAACAAGUAGAACAUUUAGAUUUUGGUCAGAAAGUUGAAGAUGUAAGCAAAGUAACUGGAGGAAAACUACAUUUAAAACCUUUAGAUCAAAGUCAGCAAGUAGAAGAUCUGAGUCAACAGCAACAGGUAGAUUUUGGUCAACAAAUUGAAGAGGGUUUUUCCCAAAUAAGUGGAGGAAAAAUACAGCAAAAAAACCUUGACCAAAAUCAACAAAUCGAAGAUCUUGGUCAACAAAAACAGGUAGAUUUUAGCCAGCAAAUUGAAGAGACUGUAUCGACAAUCGGUGGAGGAAAACUGCAGUUAAGACCUAUAGACGUUCAUAAAGUCGAAGACAUCGACCAACAACAACAGAUUGAUUUGGGUCAACAAAUAGAAGAAACUCACUUAGAUCAGGGCAAAUUACAUUUGAAACCUUUAGAUCAAUCUCAACAACAAGAAGAUCUUGGUCAACAGCAAGAAGUUGAAACGGAAUCUCCUCUUAAAAUAGGUCAACAAGUUGAAACGGACUUUCCUCGUGGAAACCAAGGAAAAAUUCAAAUUGGUAGUUCACAGGAUCAAGAACAGGAAGUGGAAACUCAACAAGUAGAACAACAUGUCAGCGAUUGGCACGACAAACCAAGAAUUCAACAAAGGCCGUUAGAUCAAAGCCAAGAGCAGAUUCCCCUCACACAGCAAGUUGAAAUUUUUGAUGUGAAUUCAGUAAAGGGUAAAGAUGAUCAUCUACCAAAGGACAUUUCCACAAAGGUUAAAUUUAUUGAGGAUAAGUUAUCAAAUAAAUUAGAAGCUGCCAUCAUAGGAUUUUGUGGUACAGAUAGACUGAAUGUACCCGAAAUGCGACAACAACUCAUUAACGAUGUUAAAAAGAACGUUACUGAAGAAUUCAACAGAGGAUACUCCAGAUAUUAUCUACAAACUGAUCUUGGUUUAAAUGAUAAACAAAUAGCUAAAAUUCAAGCCAUAAUAUUGGAUAAACUUUUAGCGAAAAUUGAAGAAGGUGUUGAAAGAGCGAAAAAAGAACAUGAAACAAGGAAAACAAAGACAACUAAGACAUCACAGCAACCUGAUGUUGACACCAGUAUACUUCAUAACAUCCAACCAGAAGCAUCGAUAUUCCAAAGUGGACAUAGGACAAUUGUAAGAAAUAGGACAGUUAUAACGACCCAUACUACAACAGGGGGAUCCUCCUUUGGAAUUACAGACCAAGGUGAAUUUAUAUCACAGCCAAAAUCUAGACAAGAGGCAGAAAAUGAAGCUGAUACUUUAAUAACAGCUCUUAAAAACUUAGGCACCUUUAAACACACGAAAGUAGUAGAGCAAAAACCAACAGAUAAUCAUGUUGACAGUUAUUCACACACAACAGUUUAUGAAGGUGGCAGUAGCAAUAAUGGUUAUCAAGAACAAGAACAAGAGAUUCAAAGUGGAUAUGGUGGCCGCGGUAGUCAUCAUUCUUCAAUAUAUGAUAAUCAAGAACAAGAAGUUCAAGUUGGAUAUGGAGGUCGCAAUAGUCAUCGUGUUUCUGGCUAUGAUAAUCAAGAACAAGAAAUUCAAUCUGGAUAUGGAGGUCGUAGUGGUCAUCGUGUUUCAGGCCAUAAUUAUCAAGAACAAGAAAUCCAAACAGGAUAUGGCACUCAUGAUAACCACCACAUUUCUGGUUAUGAUAUUCAAGAACAGGAAAUAACUGGAUAUGGCGGACAUGGUCAUUCAAGUUCUUCGCAUUCCGGAUAUGAUCAUCACAAUCACAAUCAUGAUAUUUUACAUUCUGGAUAUGAUAACCAUGAUAUUGAAGUCAUACAUAGAGGAAGCCACCACACCAGCUUUGACGAACCGCUUAGUUAUCAUGAUAUUACUGACAGUCACGUGCUAGAUCAUCAUCAUAACGGUUACGGUCAUCAAGAAUACUUAGAAAUAGAAGAUCCCCACACCCAUCACUAUACGAGACAUGAAGUACAUGUUCAAGAAGUACCACAUCACACUCACUCACAUAGUUAUCAACAAGAACAAGAAAUAAUAGGCCAAGAAUCAGGAUAUGACGAUCAGUUCCAAGAAGAAGAAGCAAUUCCCAUACCAAACCAACAACUACAAUCUUCAUCUCAAGAACAACAAGAAAUAGAAGUCAUAAGACCUGAUCAUUAUGAAGAAGUAAACGCUGUCCCCAGCGUUAUUCCAGAUCAAGAUGUUGAAGAAUCACACCAUCAUGAUGUAAUUCACAUACACGAGGUUCAAGUAGAUCAAGAUAAUUCUGGUCCUCCAGAAGCAACUGAAGAAUUGCCUUGGUGGAAAAAGGCUGCUUUAAAAAUACGGAGUGGAGCUCAUAAAGUGAAAGAAGGGGCGAAGAAAUUAAAAGAGAAAGUUAUUGGAUGUUAAAUGUUAGAUAUAAAAAUAGUAUUUUUGGUAUUAACUUAUUUUAACUAGAAUUAAAUAAAAAAUAUAUGUCCGUU